CCAUAACGCCACGGUGGUGGAGGGAAGCCGGCCGGCAAGAUGAUUUGCUGCUGCGGUGGCGCGGAGGAGGAGACGUACGCGGCCGCGCCUGCCAGCCGUCACCCAGCAGCGCCUACGUCCCAGAAUAAUGCAGGCAGGUUUCGGGAUUCUUAGCAGAAAGGUGACAACGAUGAAUGAUUCAGUCUUUGCGAUGAUAGGAAAGUUGCAUUGUAAAUGUAGCAAAAAAUUUGAAAAGAAAUGUAGCAAAAAUUGUUCCUGCUUUUCCUGGCUAUCGACACCAGGGAUUCAGACGCCAACCUUUCGCCCCGAUGCAAAAAUUCAGCGUGGCGCAUUUUAUAAGAGCCGUUGCAUUUUCAGACUUUAGACAAAACCAUGUUCAGGACAGGUGAUCCAGUAGAUCAGUUUUUGUAUACGCAGACAUCAAAUUCAGCAACCGAGUACCAGUAGCCAAUUCCCUGAGCACUUGGCGCCUGAAAAACUCAUGUGUUAGCUUGCUGCAAUGCCAGCCCCCGGCAAGCCGAGAGGACCCAAUGCGCCGAGGACCGGCGGCCCGCCGAAGGUCCUCCCCGUCGACGUGCCCGCCAUGUCCAUGGGCGAGCUGAACAGCAUCACCGGUAAGUUCGGCCAGAAGGCCCUCAUAGGGGAAGGCUCCUACGGCAAAAUCUACAAGGCCGUGCUCGCCUCCGGGGAGCCCGUCGCCAUCAAGAAGCUCGACCCCAGCGUGUCCAGCGAUUCCCUCGCAGACUUCUCCUCCCAGCUGUCGAUGGUCUCGAGGCUGAAGAACGAGUACUUCCUCCAGCUGAUGGGCUACUACCUGGACGACAGCCACAGGAUCCUCGUCUACCAGUUCGCCUCAAACGGCUCCCUGCACGACACCCUGCACGGCAAGAAGGGCGUGAAGGACGCGACGCCGGGGCCGGUGCUGAGCUGGGCGCAGCGGGUGAAGAUCGCGUACGGCGCGGCGAGGGGACUCGAGUACCUGCACGAGAAGGUGCAGCCGUCCAUCGUGCACCGGGACGUGCGCUCCAGCAACGUCCUCCUCUUCGACGGCUACGAAUCCAAGAUCGCCGACUUCAACCUCACCAGCCAGCCGCCCGACGGCGCCGCGCGGCUGCACUCCACGCGCGUCCUGGGGACCUUCGGCUACCAUGCCCCCGAGUACGCGAUGACGGGAGUCUUGACGCAGAAGAGUGAUGUGUACAGCUUUGGAGUGAUACUCCUGGAGCUACUGACCGGCAGGAAGCCCGUGGACCACACCAUGCCCAAGGGGCAGCAAAGCCUUGUAACAUGGGCGACGCCGAGGCUGAGCGAGGACAAGGUCAAGCAAUGCGUGGACCCGAAGCUGGGGGAGGAUUAUCCUCCGAAAGCAGUAGCGAAGUUGGCAGCGGUGGCGGCGUUGUGCGUGCAGUACGAGUCCGAUUUCCGGCCGAACAUGACCAUCGUGGUGAAGGCGUUGCAGCCUCUUGUCAGGGCAGCCGCAGCCGCAGCUGAGGGGCCUAGCAGUACAUGAUAGACGACACACAACCAUCUCUAUCUCCAGCACCAGUACUCAAACCUGUUCUUGUGUAACUGCCACUUUUUGCGUACAUCUUCAGUGGUUGUAAUGUAAUUAACAUGUACUCACUGAUCGAUCUGCAAAGGAUUCAAAUGUUCAUCAU
Panicum hallii is the source of this 1658-nucleotide messenger RNA. RefSeq names its product probable protein kinase At2g41970. NCBI's taxonomy places the organism in Eukaryota, Viridiplantae, Streptophyta, Magnoliopsida, Poales, Poaceae. Gene Ontology annotation, biological process: protein phosphorylation. Bases 500 to 1510 code for a protein of 336 amino acids. The record is from RefSeq and is a predicted model, not a curated record. The transcript is spliced from 7 exons. Gene Ontology annotation, molecular function: protein tyrosine kinase activity; ATP binding.